This is a messenger RNA of Alternaria atra, 2028 nucleotides long. RefSeq lists its product as uncharacterized. NCBI's taxonomy places the organism in Eukaryota, Fungi, Ascomycota, Dothideomycetes, Pleosporales, Pleosporaceae. The record is from RefSeq and is a predicted model, not a curated record. The transcript is spliced from 4 exons. Bases 1 to 2028 code for a protein of 675 amino acids. Gene Ontology annotation, molecular function: oxidoreductase activity, acting on CH-OH group of donors; flavin adenine dinucleotide binding.
AUGAAGAUUUCCACGCUUCCACUUGUCAGCCUACUUCCAAUUCUCGCUCUAGCGUCUCCUCCUCACCAUAUUUCCUGUAUUCCACCACAAUCUUCCUCCAAUUCCUCAAAUACAUACGAUUACAUCGUUACCGGUAGUGGGCCGGGGGGCGGCACUAUCGCUACGAACCUCGCUCGCGCUGGCUACUCUGUUCUGUUGGUUGAAGCGGGCUCUGAUGCUUCGUUUGAUAUUCGCACCCAGGUGCUCGCUUUGAACGACUUCUCCAACACGAAUGUAGCGUGGCACUUUUUUGUCAAGCAUAGCGAUGAUGAGGAGAGGUUGAAGAGGUAUAAUUUACUCGUUUGGAGACUGGAGAAUGGGGAGUAUUGGGUUGGGAAGGAUCCUAGUGUCGAAGGAUAUGUGGGUGCUGAGAGGCUGGGUAUCUUCUAUCCGAGAGGUGCUACGCUGGGUGGAAGCGCAAUCAUCAAUGCAGCAGGCACAUUUCUGCCGAGUGACAGCGAUUGGGACUUCUUUGACAAGGGAGUGGAAGAUGGAAUUUGGAGCGCUAAACUGAUGCGCGAAUACUUCGAGAAGAUCGAGCAUAAUAACUAUCUCGAAGAAGGGACUCCUGGUCACGGGUUCACAGGUUGGUUGCAAACAAACAUCGCUGACCGUGCUACCCAUGCGGCCGCAACACUCCGAUUCAAGGUCUUCGAAGCGGCAUUGAAAAUGGUUGGAAAGGAUCCAGCAAAGGUUCUGGACUAUCUCACCAGCGAUGCUAACUAUCUGGAUCCAACGCGUGACCAGUCAGAGGGUCUGUGGUCCCUACCCUUCCAUGUCACACCGAACUGGAAGCGCUUCAGUCCACGCGACCGUAUUCUGGAAGCGCGUAAUCUGACGAAUGCGAAUGGAACACUGAAAUACCCGCUUCAUCUCCAGCUUGAAUCUUUGACCACAAAGGUGCUAUUUGACGACUGCAGCGGUAAUGGUACAAAGCCGCGUGCAGUUGGAGUCGAAUACCUUCAAGGCAAGUCAGUAUACAAGGCUGACCCACGCCGCAAUGCUUCCACCACAGGCACACUACAUCAAGCUUUUGCUCGAAAGGAAGUCAUUGUAGCCGGUGGCACAUUCAACUCGCCCCAGAUUCUGCAACUCUCUGGCAUCGGACCCAAAGCCCUCCUCGCGAAAUACAAUAUUUCCGUAGUCUCUGACUUACCAGGCGUUGGCCGCAACCUUCAAGAUAACUACGAGAUACCUAUUUACGGUAAUGCUCAGGUCAGCUUCGCGGCAGCGCCUAAUCCCGAUGCUCCCCAAUGCACAUAUGGUGCACCAGGCGAUCCGUGUCUCGAUCUCUGGUACAAAGGCGAAGGUCCUUAUUCGCGUGGCGGCUCAAACUCAAACGCCUUCCUCAUCAAAACAUCUCAUGCGGUCGAAGGCGAGAGAGACGAGCUCAUGUUUGCCAGCACAGGCGGCGCAUUCGCCGGUUUCAGUCCCCCUACACAACUUUCAAACCUCACAGGCUACCCUCCCACCACAUUCUCCUGGUCAACAGUUAAAAUCCACCCCCAGAACACUGCAGGCUACGUUCAGAUCCAGUCAGCAGACCCAGUCGAUACACCAGAAGUGAACUUAAACUACUUCGCCGAGGGCGCAGAAACAGAUCUCAACGCCAUGCUCGACACUGUCGCUUUCGUACGCAGAGCUUUUGCUUCGACUGAAGCACCGGUUGGGCCUGUAACCCCUGUUUCUCCCCCUUGUCCGCCUGCAGACAUCCUUGACACGGGUUAUUGUCGCGAUGUGCAGGUUGACAAGGAGUGGAUUCAAGACCAGGUUUUCGGUCACCAUCCUACGAGUACGAAUAAAGUUGGACCGGACUCUGAUCCCUUGGCUGUAUUGGAUACGAGAUUGAGGGUGAGAGGAGUAGAGAGACUACGUGUUGUAGAUGCGAGUGCGUUUCCCAGGUGUCCUGGAGCAUUUCCGGCGGUCAGUACGUUCCUGUUGAGUGAGAGGGCGACGGAUCUGGUGUUGGAGGAUGUAGGGAAGUGGUAG